Molecule: messenger RNA, 893 nt
Organism: Aphis gossypii (cotton aphid)
Lineage: Eukaryota; Metazoa; Arthropoda; Insecta; Hemiptera; Aphididae
Product: macrophage migration inhibitory factor homolog
Exons: 3
Coding region: 62-442 (126 amino acids)
Molecular function (GO): phenylpyruvate tautomerase activity
Source: RefSeq, a predicted model, not a curated record
UAAUUAUAGUUUAGUAUUGAGUUAAUUGUUAGUGGUGUAUUACGUUCUGAAAAAUAACAAAAUGCCACGUUUAAGCGUAGACACAAAUUUACCAGCUUCAAAAAUUCCUGAAGGAUUUUUGAACUCAUGCACUAGUCUUAUUUCUAAAAGUCUAGGGAAAAGACAUUCAUAUUGCGUAGCAACAGUAAACCCUGGUGUAAAAAUGACACUUGGCGGUUCCAGUGAUCCCUGUGGAUUUAUUCAAGUAACAAGUAUUGGGAGUUUGGGACCAGAAGAGAAUCCCAAACACGUGGAAAUUAUGACUGACCAUGUACAUAAAGCUCUUGGAAUUCCAAAAAAUAAACUGAUGAUAAAUUUACAAGCAAAUUCUCAAGAAACUACCGGUCAUAUUGGAACCACUUUCCAUCAGCUAUUUACUGUUGAAAAAGGAAAACGACUUUAAAGAAAAAAAAUGUUUAUACGUACAUUGAUAUUUUAAAAAAUUAUAUAAUUAUAUAUAGAGAAAUUUAGAAAGCAUGCUUACCCCCUUUUAUUCUUAAAUAAUACAAUUAUUCAAAUUUUGAUUUUUGAAAUCAUCCAAUAUACUAAAAGGCUAUAUUUUCACGAAUUUAUAUUUUCAAUAUUAUUCAAGUACUAUCCUGACAAAUUUAUCACACAAAAACAAUAAGGAUUAUCAUUUUUUACUGAUAAUUGUUGAACAAAGAUAUUAAACAAACAUUUAAUAGAAAUAAGAAACUCCUAAUUUAUUGCAUCAUAAUGAAUGUAAGUUUUGGAAAUAAGGUCUUUAAAAUAUUUCUCAAAAAUCAAAAUCUGAAUACAUAUUAUAUUAGUAAAGUAUAAAAUGGAUGUGUGCAUACCUGGCUAAUUAACCUGUAUAUAUUUUAAAAUAUUAA